Lodderomyces parapsilosis is the source of this 2895-nucleotide messenger RNA. RefSeq lists its product as uncharacterized. Bases 1 to 2895 code for a protein of 964 amino acids. The record is from RefSeq and is a predicted model, not a curated record. The transcript has a single exon. Gene Ontology annotation, cellular component: Golgi trans cisterna; membrane; Golgi medial cisterna. Lineage: Eukaryota; Fungi; Ascomycota; Pichiomycetes; Serinales; Debaryomycetaceae.
AUGAAGUCCUCUGAGGAGAGGAUACAGUUCAAGAGAGAUUUUUUAAGCUUGGGACAAGGACGAAUAAUCUCUGAAAACGAUGCCAAAUUUUGGUGCCGAUUCUGGAAACUACCCACCAAUAGUCAAGAUAUCUUUGAGUUGAUUUCAUUGGAGGAUGCUAAGAAUGUACGACAACAAAAUGUGGUGAACUAUGCUAUUUUUAUUAAAGUAUUGAGCUUGAAAAUUGUAGACAUUGCCAGCUCGGAGUUUUUAACAAAUAUCGAUAUAUCACUGCUUUUGAACUGCAUUCGGUUUUUGGUAAAGGUGCUACCACCAUUACUUGAGAUAGAAGACUACGCUGAUGGUAUCGGGUAUGAACUUUUCUGGAACUCAAAUUUUAAUCCAGCCGAGUAUAUCAAAUCAAAGGAGGAAGAGCUACUGGAUUUCGAGGAAGACGUCAAGAGAUCCAUACCACUUGAAGACCUAAAGCACACGUUAGGAUUUAAAUUGAUGAUGGCAUUGGUUGACUUGUUGUAUACCAAGGGUUUCACCUUAAGUACUAAGGAAAAAGGUGGUGUGAGUCUAAGUGUAUGGGAACCUGGAUUAGGCUUUGCUGGUAAGGCUAGAGCACCUAAUUUGAUAAUAGAUAGUAACAGAACGGAAGUGUUGAAGCUUGUGAUAACAUUAUGCUCGGACGGGUACUAUACCUCCCCAUCAACAAUCGUGUCCAAGGGAUCCAGAUUUCUAACAGUGUUGGUGUCAAUGACGCCCAAAGUCAAGCUAUUAACGUUGGUUUCGUCACUACUAAACCUUACUUGUAGGUCAUCAAAAAACAACACCGAAAAUGCAUUAUAUUACGAUGACGUCAACUAUACCGAAAUUCGACAUUUAUGUGUUACUUAUGCUUUUUCAUUGCUAACAAUGAUGGUAGUGUAUCCAGUUCCAAGCGAGACAGGAAUAAAUGGAGGCAAGAUACGCAAUUUAGCGAGAUUGUAUCUAGGCAAAGUUCAUAAAGAACCGGAAUUAAUGCUAAUUGCCGUUUCCAUGAUGGAUAUGUUACGUUCUCCAUUGCUAGGUAACGAAUCCGAAACUAGCUCCUUUUCAGUUGGUAAGAAUAGUCAACCAUCCAUAUGGUCCACUAAUACUGUUAUGCUCAUUUGGGAGUUGAUUCAAUGCAACAAUAACUUCAGAGACGUUAUGACUAACGAAUAUAUGCCCCAACUAAUGGUUGUCUUACUAUACUAUGUCUUCGAAUUCAAGACGAAUAAUAGUCAGAAAAAUUUGGUACGUGUUUGUGCAUACCUACUACUAUAUUUGUCAUCACAGGUGGAAAUGCUUGAAUUAUUAUUUCUCCCAAUGUCACCACAAUUAUAUGAGUCAUUACCAUUGGGAUACAAAACAACAAUAACGCCGUUAACUACAAGGGAUUUUUUGGUGAGCCAGCUUUGUACGAUAUUGUUGAACUCAUACCCAAUACAGCCACUAACCUAUAACUUUAAACCUUUACCAAAGCUUUUGCUAAACACUUUGGUUGAAACAUUGUACAACUUGAUUAUUCCUGUUUCUGAAAAUGAGCUUCAGGCGCAUAAUAAUCCAAACAAGAAACUCAAUAAUCCAAAUUCUCAUGGAGGCUUAUCAUAUCAGGCAUCGUCUUUGAUAACGCAGCUAAUAGCCAGAUUUUCGAGUAAAAACUUUCUUCUUGCAAAAAGUCAUAAUUUGAAUGCAGUUGCCCUAUUAGUGAGAGCUGUAUGUAUAGCUGUUGUUAAAUACCCCCACCCAUCACGUAUGCUACUAUUCAGUAUCUUGAAAAACGAAAGGAUAUAUGACAAUUUAUGGAAUACGAUAUUCAACAUCCAAGAGUACUCAGUUAGGGGCGAUGCCAUUUCAAAAAUAGACGAAAUUGCUGCGAAUGAAACGAUUGAGAUUACAACGAAAGAGAAUCAGAGAGACCCAAAUGAAAAAAUGGGGGCAAUACCUAUUUUGCCGCGCAAUAGAAACGACAACUCUUCAACAAUUUCCGAAAGCGAAAGCGUCGAAUCAUCUUUGCGACCGCGACCACCUGCUGGUAUGUCAGACAAGGCAAGAGACAAACAGAAGAAAGACAGUCCUAUUGGUCAAAUUUGGUCAGGUAAAGAUGCGUUGGCAAUAAUUCUUACUGUCAUAAUCCCACACUUGAAAAUCAUUUUGAGUACACUAUGGACUGGCACAAGAGGAGCCAGUGUUGACACUUUUGAACUUGUCCAAAAAAUUGAAAACUCUGACUUUUCCAAAAUGAUUGAAGAAAAUCGGCAUCAACUCAAGUACGAGCUAUUUCCAGAGUCGCCGUUGGAGUUUCUAAAGUUUGAUUGGAGUUUGCUUUCACUCGGUUGGUAUCUCUCUUUGCUUUACAGCGAGAUAUACAAUGCAUCAUCAGUGGUCAAAACGUAUGUUGGUAAUAAUAAUGGAUUAAUGAAAAACUUCUCCGCUUCUUUGGCUACUGUGAGUAAAAUCACAUCCAGUUGGACAACUUUUCUCAAGCAAGAACAGCCAGGAAACCAAGCAGAUGAGUCUACUCGUCAAUGUAUCGAAAAUGCGUUGACCGAGGUUAACACAUGGCAGGGCACAGACAUCAAACUUUUUGAUGUGUCAUCCUCUGCAAAAGACGGCUUUUUUUCCAAUUUCAAUAGAUUCAAUGGAUCAACUAGUCAAGCAGUUCCAAAUACCCCAGGAAGCUUGAAUGAUAUGAUGAGAAGGUUUAGUGACUUUAACGUCAAUGGAGUCUCCAACUCUCCUACGUCGUCAGUGUUAAGUACUCCCGUUGAAGAACAAGAAUCGUAUUUCUCAAGAAGACCUGCAAGAAACUCAGUGACAAGCUUGCACUCGUUGAAUAAGUUGAAUAGAAUACGGAGCAAUACUCCACGUAACUCAUUUAGUUAA